This is a messenger RNA of Melanotaenia boesemani (Boeseman's rainbowfish), 4171 nucleotides long. It is a transcript of the gene ehmt2, whose product is annotated as euchromatic histone-lysine N-methyltransferase 2. The coding region runs from base 52 to 3645 and encodes 1197 amino acids. The record is from RefSeq and is a predicted model, not a curated record. Lineage: Eukaryota; Metazoa; Chordata; Actinopteri; Atheriniformes; Melanotaeniidae. The transcript is spliced from 28 exons. Gene Ontology annotation, molecular function: histone methyltransferase activity; p53 binding; protein-lysine N-methyltransferase activity. Gene Ontology annotation, cellular component: nucleus.
GUCCGAGCUGUGACGCAGCACGUUCAUGUACGUAUUCGUUCAUUGGGAAAAAUGUCGGCAUCUCAGACAACGACAAAGGAGCACCUUGAAAAAGAUGAGGCAGAAACACCAACAGAGUCAUUAGCAGGAUCUGCUCAAGGACGAGAAGAUAAUGCAGCCUUUACCGCAUCCGCUGCUGCAAACAAGACAGAGCCUAUGGGUGGUGUGCUGUCAGUGUCAUCUCAGCAGCCUGGGAAAGAAGUUUCCAGAUCUGCAGAGGAUAGAGACCGGUGGUCUCCUGCCUCCUCCCCGCUAAACAAACCAGCUGCAGGGCAUGCAGCCAAGUCCAUUUCAUCAACAUCUUCUUCAUCACUAUCAUCCUCUCCUUCUACAUCUACGUCAUUGUCCCCUGGUCGGGCAAAGAUGAGCGUUUCAGGCCCUGCUAGUAGUAAAUCCAUCUUUCCACCGGCUCCUUCAUCCUCCUCUUCCUCCUCUGCCACAGCUUCUUCAUCUCCCUCUGUCUCUCCUGGCCCACCCAAGAUCCACCGAGCCCGUAAGACCAUGAACAGGCCUCCACCAGGCCAGAUGAGUCACAUUGAGGUUCCUGCUACUUCUGCGACGCCCUCAGGGUCCUCUGCCUUCUUCUCCUCGAACUCUGAAACUGUUGCAAAAAAGAGGAAACUGAGUCAUUUGUCAGACACCACACCUGAGAGGUGUGAAAACAUUCCAGAUAAUGCUCAAACUGUGGAGGGAACAUUAUUUCAUAAAAAUGUGGAGUCUGUUACAGAGUUUUCUUCAGCCAAGAGCAAAAGCUGUAUGGGGAAGUCAGAAAGUGAAGGAGGCAAAAAGAUUCAGGUUUCUAGUCCGUCCGUGCGAGAUUCUGAAAAGUUGGAAAAUGGGGGAGACGUGAGGCACCAAACUAAAGACACAAAGGAUAAAAGUCCUGAAACACAAAGAAUUAUCUCGAGGAGAAAUGAGAGCGAAGAGUCUUCAGAUCAGGACAAAGAGAGAAGCAUAGCAGAUUUGGUGGUGGCGGAAGACGCAGAAAGGCCUGGAGAAUACACAGAGGUUCCUCUGGAUGCUCUGGACAUCGCAGCUGCUGACAGUCUGACUCUUUCCCCUCCUGCUGAGGGGAGUGAUGCAGGUGACACGGAGCGGCUGGAGGAGCUUCCUCUCUGCAGCUGCAGGAUGGAGGCUCCUCGUGUCGACAGCACCAGCCACAGAGACAGCAGACAGUGUAUGGCCACGGAAAGCAUCAAUGGAGAGUUGCGGGCUUGCACCAACUGGACUAUUAAAGGUGAGACCAUGAGACCAUCCAGCCGGGUCCCCCUCAUGGUUCUGUGUGAUGUCCAUCGCUCACAUAUGGUCAAACACCACUGCUGUCCUGGUUGUGGAUACUUCUGCAUAGCAGGCACUUUUCUUGAGUGCUGCCCAGACCAGCGCAUCGCUCACCGUUUCCAUCGGGGUUGUGUGACGGUGCUGAGUGGCGGGCGCAGCAGAGCAAACGGGGGUGGUAUGCUUUUCUGUCCCCAUUGUGGCGAGGAUGCCUCAGAGGCCCAGGAGAUCACUCUCCCCUCCUGCAGUUCAACCUCGGCAACAACUGUUGUCACCAUGUCAGCCUCCUCCACCACCACUCCAUCUCUGCCUCCGUCUGUCCCCACUGCCCCCUCUCUCACGGCCUCCACAGGAGGGAUGAAGGAUGGGAAGAUGCCUGAAAGACCUGUCAGCGCCCGUAUGCGUAGUCAGGGCUUGGUUACGCUGGCAGUGGAGCAGCAGCAGCAGCCUCAGCCUGUGGCCUCGGCAGCGACUAUGACCACUGUUCCCCCAGCAGAGGAGGGGGUGGACAGCGUGGGACCAUCGCUCUGCAUGCCAAAUGGAAAGCCAAUCAGCCCCAGUGCGCUUCCCCCUGGCCCGUCCCGGGCGGCGCUGCAGAAAGCUAUUCUCACACAGGACACUGAGAGGAGGAAGAAACUGAGGUUCCACCCUCGACAGCUUUAUCCCGCUGCCAAACAAGGAGAGGUGCAGAGAGUGCUGCUCAUGCUAAUGGAGGGCAUAGAUCCAACAUACCAGCCUGACUCUCAGAACCGGCGCUCUGCUCUUCACGCUGCAGCUCAGAGAGGUCUGCUGGAGGUCUGCUACAUGUUGGUACAGGCUGGUGCUCAAGUAGAUGCCAAAGACAAGGAUCUGAGGACUCCUCUGUUGGAAGCCAUCAUCAAUAAUCACAUUGAGGUGGCUCGCUACCUGAUACAGAACAGUGCCUGCGUCUAUCAUGUUGAGGAAGAUGGAUAUACUGGACUCCACCAUGCAGCCAAGUUGGGAAACCUGGAAAUUGUUAAUAUGCUUCUGGAGACAGGACAGGUUGAUGUGAAUGCACAGGACAGCGGUGGCUGGACGCCUAUUAUUUGGGCUGCGGAGCACAAACAUGUUGAAGUGAUCAAAUCACUGCUGAACAGAGGGGCCGAUGUCUCCAUCAAUGACAAGGAGCUGAAUGUGUGUCUUCACUGGGCAGCGUAUGCAGGCAGUGUAGACAUAGCAGAGAUGGUGCUGAACGCCGGCUGCUCCCUUGCCUCAGUUAACAUCCAUGGAGACACACCUCUCCACAUCGCUGCCAGAGAAGGUUACUUGGACUGUGUGAUAUUGUUCCUGUCCAGAGGUGCAGAUAUUGAUAUAAUUAACAGGGAAGGAGACACGCCUCUCACCCUGGCGCGAGCCGACACUCCGGUGUGGGUUUCACUCCAGAUCAACAGAAAGCUACGAAAAGGAGUAGCCAACCGUCUGCUUCGAACAGAAAGAAUCAUUUGCAGUGAUAUUGCACAGGGCUACGAGAACGUACCGAUUCCCUGUGUGAAUGCGGUUGAUGACGAGGGCUGUCCUUCAGAUUACAAAUACGUUUCAGAAAACUGUGAAACCUCAGCAAUGAACAUAGAUCGUAAUAUCACACACUUACAGCACUGCAGCUGCACUGAUGACUGCUCAUCCAGUAACUGCCUCUGUGGACAGCUCAGCAUCCGCUGCUGGUAUGAUAAGGACCAACGGCUGCUUCAGGAGUUCAACAAGAUUGAACCUCCCCUCAUUUUUGAAUGCAACAUGGCGUGUUCUUGUUAUCGAACAUGCAAGAAUAGGGUCGUCCAGGCAGGCAUCAAAGUUCGUCUGCAGCUCUACAGGACAGAGAAGAUGGGCUGGGGAGUUCGAGCUCUGCAGGACAUUCCCCAAGGGAGCUUCAUCUGCGAAUACGUUGGGGAGCUUAUCUCUGAUGCUGAAGCAGAUGUUAGAGAAGACGACUCCUACCUGUUUGACCUGGACAACAAGGAUGGGGAAGUGUACUGCAUUGACGCUCGUUACUACGGCAACAUCAGCCGAUUCAUCAACCACCUGUGUGACCCAAACCUCAUCCCAGUGCGGGUGUUCAUGCUGCAUCAGGACCUGCGGUUCCCCCGCAUAGCCUUCUUCAGCUCCAGGGAUAUCCUCAAUGGACAAGAGCUGGGGUUUGACUAUGGAGAUCGGUUUUGGGACAUUAAAAGCAAGUAUUUCACCUGUCAGUGUGGAUCAGAGAAGUGCAAGCACUCGGCUGAGGCCAUCGCCUUGGAACAGAGCAGGUUGGCUCGACUGGAGGCCUGCUCAGAAUCAGGAGCCGACUGUGGGAUGACCAUGUUAGGAAACUCUUAAAACACUUACCAAUUGGAGCCUUUGGAUUAACCCUUUCAGUUUUACAGGCACACACUAGCAAUGAAAAUGUGGGAAUAUCUUAUAUUAGACAUUGGUGCUGUUUAUUUUUCUUACUUGAAAUCUUCUUUUCCCAAAACUGUCACUUUGUCAUUUCCACAAUAGUAGAAGCCAGGACUUAUAGAUUUUAUAAAGGUGAUUUUAGGGUGAACAGGAGGUCAUGUGAUUGUGUGUACAGUCAUUUUACUAUAUCGUACAAAGUCCUGAAGCUUUGACAGACAUCAUUCACCAGGACUCUGCCUUCAUAUCCCAGCCAAGCAUGUAUACAUUUAAUAUAUUCAUACGUUUUCAUUGUUGUGCCAACAUCACAAUUCAUUUUGGCCCAGGACCGUUAAUGGAUCAAACUGAAGCCCUUGCUGGAGUCAUUUAAAACCUGUAUUACUGUAUUGUUUACUGAUUUGUCCUUUUGGGUUUUUUUUUUAUACAUAUUGUGUCUUUUGUCAUUUGUAGUGUAAUAAAAUAACUUGUG